This is a messenger RNA of Lathyrus sativus (Indian pea), 1434 nucleotides long. Lineage: Eukaryota; Viridiplantae; Streptophyta; Magnoliopsida; Fabales; Fabaceae. The record is from the annotation of a GenBank genome assembly.
AUGCUCUUUCCAUCCUUAAUCACCAUGACAAAAUUUGAGGUGGUUUUUGUCGCUACACCAGCCAUCGGAAACAUUGUUCCCGUCGUCGAAUUCGCCAACCAUCUAAUCAAACACAGCCCUUUAUUCUCUGCUACCAUUUUCACCUUCACCCUCCCACAACGACUACUCGUUAACACUUACAUCCAGUCUCUUGCUUCCUCCGCCGCUAAUCUCCGCUGCAUCCACCUCCCUCCCGUAGACCCUCCCACAACCGAUCAGUAUCAAUCAUUCGUCACUUACAUCUCCCUCCUCAUACAAAACCAAAAAAAUAACAUCAGAAACGCACUCCUAAACCUCACAUCAUCAACCAAGUCAACUUCCGACUCGGCUAAACUCGCUGCUUUGUUCGUGGACAUGUUCUCCACCACCCUCAUCGAUGUGGCCAACGAGAUUUCCCUCCCUUGCUACCUCUUCUUCGCGUCGCCGGCGAGUUUCCUCGGAUUCAUGCUCCACCUUCCAAGUACUGAAUCGCUAGAAUCGGAAACUGAGUUUGAAAUCCCGAGUUUCAAAAAACCGCUUCCGAAACGCGUUUUACCUAGCUUGUUGAUGAACAAGAAAACCGGCGCUUAUUCGUGGAUGUCAUAUCAUGCAGAAAGAUACAAAGAAACAAAGGGUAUAAUCGUAAAUACAGUACAAGAGCUUGAGCCUUAUUCUCUUCAAUCACUUUACACCGAUUUAGAUCUUCCACCGGUAUAUCCAAUUGGACCGAUUCUUGACCUUGAUGGACCGGCUCAAUGGGAUCCAAACCCGGUUCAAUAUAAUUACAUCAUGGAGUGGCUCGAUAUGCAGGCUCCUGGUUCUGUGGUUUUUCUUUGCUUUGGUAGUUUGGGAAGUCUCGAAGUGAAACAGGUAGAGCAAAUUGCUAUUGGGCUUGAGCGGGCUGGGAUUAAAUUCCUAUGGGCUUUAAGGGAACCGCCCAAAGCCCGGUUAGAUGAUCCAAGGGAUUACGCGAGUUACGAGAAUGUUCUACCGGAUGGGUUUUUAAAACGAACGGUGGGGAUGGGUAUAGUGUGUGGGUGGGUCCCACAAGCGAAGGUGCUGGCCCACAAGGCAGUAGGUGGAUUCGUUUCGCACUGUGGUUGGAAUUCCAUAUUGGAGAGUUUGUGGUACGGUGUACCAGUUGCCACGUGGCCGGUUUAUGCAGAACAACAGAUGAAUGCGUUUGAGAUGGUUAGGGAAUUGAGAUUAGCGGUAGAGAUUAGGUUGGAUUAUAAGAAGGGUGAGGAUUUGGUGCGGGCGGAAGAAGUUGAGAAUGUUGUUACUAAGUUGAUGAACGGUAGUGAUGAGAUUAAGAGGAAGGUUAAAGAUAUGAGUGAAAAUUGUAGAGUGGCUUUGACCGAGAAUGGAUCGUCUUAUAAUAAUCUUGUGUCCCUUGUGAAAGAAUUAACAAAAUAG